AUGGCGUAUAAUCCUUACGGCGGGGUACCCGGCUUCGGCCCACCUCCGACCUACGGUUCGUAUCCUGGCGCCGCCGGUGCUCCAGGCCUCCCGUCUGCUCCUGGUCUAGGACCCCCACCAGGCAUGUCUGCCCCAGGAACGGCGCCACCUGGCGUUCAGCAGCACAGCAUCAAUCAAGCUAAUCGACCUAGCGGUCUACCCUCCAACUUCCAAGCUCCUCCGAAUAUGCCCAACAUUAACUUCAAUGCCCCCGUAAUCCGCCUCGGUACCGCCUCCGCGAAGCCCCAAACCCCCGGCAUACCGGGUCGCAAAGACACCGACACCCCAACUUCUGCCGGACCUAGACCUGGUAUAGGUAUGGACCGCGGUUUAGACCAGACGCGACAGGCUAUACGGGAGAAUAUGCAAGCAUUAGUACCUCCUACCAAAGAAGAGAUCAUUCGAACAGUCUUCGUAAGUGGAAUUACAGAUGGUAUUAGUGGCAACGAAGGCGUCGAGAAGAUUCUCGGCGCCCCAGGCAAGGUGCGUCGUUGGGACCGAGCUACGGAUGCUAGUGGAAAAGAGAUGACGUUCGGCUUUGUCCAGUUCGAGGAUGCUGAAUCGCUCUGGAUCGCCUCCGAAAUCUUAAAGGACAUCACCGUACCCGUAAAGAAGCAGACACCAUCCGACGAGCCGGCGGGUGACGACGAUACCUAUGAGAAAUUCGAAAAAGUAACCCUACAAAUUCGACUCGAUGAGAAUUCUACCAAGUACCUAGAAGCUUACAAGGAGAGUAGGCCUGAUGACUCAGGUGCAGAGGCAAGACGUGAAGCUGCCAGAGGUGCGUUGAAGCAGACCAUUAAAAAUCUCUUUUAUCCCACGUCACGACCUGGAGCAGACGCAGAUGGGGAUGUCACUAUGGGUGAUAGUUCGGCCCAGAAUGGAGAGAAUGUUGAGGUGGUUAAUAUCCCCUUGGCACAGGAGGACGAACUCGCCGACAUCCCGGCUGAAAUGCGCGAGACCGUUGCUGCCGAAAUCGCUGCAUUCAGGGAGCGAAGCAUCAAACGUGAUAUGGAACGACUAAAGAGGGAAGAAGAACUCGAAGCGAUGGAACGCCAGCGUAAUGGUGCGCCAAGACCAUCUCGAUUAACGUCACCGCCACCCUCUAGCGCGAAUACAAUACCAUUGGGACCGCGUGGCGUACCUAAUGCGCCGUCUGGUCCUAAGGGACAGAAAUCUGAUAUGGGUAAAGAUUUCAAUAGGUCAAUCAGUUUCGUAAAUGGCGGGACGGCUAACGGUGGUCUUGGUUAUAAUCGGGAUGACGAUGAUGAUUCCGCCAGCGACGAGGAAUUAGAGCGCCGACGAGUUGCGAAACAGAACGCGGAUACAGAGAAACUCUACCUUGAUGCCGAGCGUAGGUGGUUAAACCGAGAGAAGUCGCGUACGGCUGCUCUUGAACGAGAGAAGGAACGCGACGAGUCUGACGCGAAGGACUCUGCUAAGAACAAAGAGAAAACGCUACAACGACUCAAGCACUUCGAUGAUGACGCAGAAGCAUCGCGCAAAACCGAGGAAUAUUACAAGGACCGCAGCGCUUGGAUUAGAAACCGCACUGCAUUUAGGGCUAGAGAAAUUGCUGCUGAUGAUACUGAUAGACAAGCAGAGGAGCAAGAGCGCGUCAGAGAAGAGGCGGAGCGUGAGCAAGCUAGAGGCAUGGCUGAUUCAUUCCUUGAGAGACAAGCCCAAGAGAUGGAACAGCGGCCAGCUCCUAGGGUUGGCAUUGCUGCGCCGCAACCAUUCAAGCUUUCGCUUGGUGCCGCCGCGCAAAAGGCCCAGGCUCAACGUGCAGCUCCACAAAGAAAGACCAUCGCCGAAGUUGAAGGUCUGCUGGAAGACGAAGAUGAAGACGCAUCAUCCAGACGCCAACUUAUCCCCAUUCAGUUCGAACCGGCUGCAGCUGCAGCUAUGUCGGAUGAGGAACGUGACCAAGCUGUUCGCGCGUUAGCUCAAGAGAUACCUAAUGAAAAGGAAGGACUAUGGGGAUGGGAUGUCAAAUGGGACUACUUGGAUGAGAGCGUCAUCCGAGAAAAGCUUAGGCCUUUCGUCGAAAAGAAAUUGGUCGAGUAUCUUGGUGUCCAAGAACAACUCCUCAUCGAGGUUGUGGAAGAAAAUCUUAGGAAGCACGCCAAACCUAAUGAUUUGGUUGAAGAGCUAGCCGAGGCACUGGAUGACGAAGCGGAAGCCCUAGUCAAGAAGCUUUGGCGAAUGGUCAUUUUCUUCACUGAGAGCGAGAAACGCGGGCUUUCCGCAUAA
Molecule: messenger RNA, 2292 nt
Organism: Hypoxylon trugodes
Lineage: Eukaryota; Fungi; Ascomycota; Sordariomycetes; Xylariales; Hypoxylaceae
Exons: 4
Coding region: 1-2292 (763 amino acids)
Biological process (GO): mRNA processing
Cellular component (GO): spliceosomal complex
Molecular function (GO): mRNA binding
Source: RefSeq, a predicted model, not a curated record